Molecule: messenger RNA, 6586 nt
Organism: Arvicanthis niloticus (Nile rat)
Lineage: Eukaryota; Metazoa; Chordata; Mammalia; Rodentia; Muridae
Gene: Adamts2
Product: ADAM metallopeptidase with thrombospondin type 1 motif 2
Biological process (GO): proteolysis; extracellular matrix organization
Molecular function (GO): zinc ion binding; metalloendopeptidase activity
Source: RefSeq, a predicted model, not a curated record
GGCGGCUCCAGCUGCCCCCAGAUGUGGGCUGGGCGGCGCGCGGGGAACUUUCGCGCCGGCUGCGAGUGCGGGGCCCCGGCUGCGGUCGGGCUGCCAUGGAUCCGCCGGCGGGAGCCGCUCGCCGCCUGCUCUGCCCCGCUCUACUGCUGCUGCUGCUGCCGCCGCCGCCUCUCCUGCUGCUGCCGCCGCCGCCCGCGAGCGCCCGGCUCGUCGCCGCCACCGAGCCCCCAGGCGGGCCCCCGGGGCACGGAGCCGAGCGCAUCCUGGCGGUGCCGGUGCGCACUGACGCCCAGGGCCGCUUGGUGUCCCACGUGGUGUCUUUGGAGACGGCCGGGGCGGGGGUACGAGCCCGCAGAGCUGCCCCGGACCAGACCUCGGGCUUGCCCGGAGACGCUGCGCAGGACCCUGGAGGACGCCUCUUCUACAAUAUCACAGUAUUCGGACGAGACCUGCACCUGCGGCUGCGGCCCAACGCUCGGCUCGUGGCUCCGGGGGCCACCGUGGAGUGGCAGGGUGAGACGGGUGACACCCGAGUGGAGCCCCUGCUUGGGACCUGUCUCUACGUUGGAGACGUGGCAGACUUACCUAAAGCCUCCUCGGUGGCUCUCAGUAACUGUGAUGGGCUGGCUGGUCUGAUUCGGAUGGAAGAGGAGGAGUUCUUCAUUGAGCCUCUGGAGAAGGGGCAGGUGGAUCAAGAGGCUGAACAAGGCCGAGUUCAUGUGGUAUAUCGCCGACCGCCCACUCCCAAGCCCCCUCCUGUGGGCGGACCACAGGCUCUGGACACAGGAGCCUCCCAGGGCAACCUGGAUAACCUCAGCAGAGCCCUGGGUGUCCUGGAGGAGCGUAUCAACAGCUCACGGCGGAGGGUGCGCAGGCAUGCCACGGACGAUGACUACAACAUUGAGGUUCUGCUGGGCGUGGAUGACUCGGUGGUCCAGUUCCAUGGGAAGGAGCACGUGCAGAAGUACCUGCUGACACUCAUGAACAUUGUCAACGAAAUUUACCAUGAUGAGUCAUUGGGGGCCCACAUCAAUGUCGUCCUGGUGAGGAUUAUCCUGCUGAGCCACGCAAAGUCCAUGAGCCUCAUUGAGAUUGGAAACCCCUCUCAGAGUCUGGAGAAUGUCUGCCGAUGGGCCUACCUCCAGCAGAAGCCGGACACAGACCACGACGAGUACCACGACCAUGCCAUCUUCCUCACACGGCAGGACUUUGGGCCCUCGGGCAUGCAAGGCUAUGCUCCCGUCACUGGGAUGUGCCACCCCGUCCGCAGCUGCACCCUGAACCAUGAGGAUGGCUUCUCCUCGGCAUUUGUGGUGGCUCAUGAGACGGGCCAUGUGCUGGGCAUGGAGCAUGAUGGGCAAGGCAACCGCUGUGGUGAUGAGGUACGGCUGGGCAGCAUCAUGGCACCCCUGGUACAGGCUGCCUUCCAUCGAUUCCACUGGUCCCGCUGCAGCCAGCAGGAGCUCGGCCGCUACCUGCAUUCCUAUGACUGCCUGCGGGAUGAUCCCUUCGCCCAUGACUGGCCGGCAUUGCCUCAACUCCCAGGGCUGCACUAUUCCAUGAACGAGCAGUGCCGCUUCGACUUUGGCCUGGGUUACAUGAUGUGCACGGCGUUCCGGACCUUUGACCCCUGCAAACAGCUAUGGUGCAGCCACCCAGACAACCCCUACUUUUGCAAGACCAAGAAGGGUCCUCCACUGGACGGGACUAUGUGUGCACCUGGCAAGCAUUGCUUCAAAGGCCACUGCAUCUGGCUGACACCUGAUAUCCUCAAGCGAGAUGGCAACUGGGGUGCCUGGACUCCGUUUGGCUCCUGUUCACGCACCUGUGGCACAGGCGUGAGGUUCAGGACCCGCCAGUGUGACAACCCACAUCCAGCCAACGGGGGCCGCACCUGCUCGGGCCUGGCCUAUGACUUCCAGCUCUGCAACCCCCAGGACUGUCCCAAUUCCCUGGCUGACUUCCGGGAGGAACAGUGUCGGCAGUGGGACCUGUACUUUGAGCACGGCGAUGCCCAGCACCACUGGCUGCCCCAUGAGCACAGGGAUGCCAAGGAGAGAUGCCACCUCUACUGUGAGUCCAAGGAGACAGGGGAGGUAGUAUCCAUGAAGCGCAUGGUGCACGAUGGGACACGCUGCUCCUACAAGGACGCCUUCAGCCUCUGUGUGCGUGGGGACUGCAGGAAAGUGGGCUGUGAUGGGGUGAUUGGCUCCCGCAAGCAGGAGGACAAGUGUGGUGUGUGUGGAGGUGACAACACCCACUGUAAAGUGGUGAAGGGCACCUUCACGAGAUCACCCAGGAAACAGGAUUAUAUCAAGAUGUUUGAGAUCCCUGCGGGAGCCAGACACCUGCUCAUCCAGGAGGCUGACACCACCAGCCACCAUCUGUCUGUCAAGAACCUGGAGACAGGCAAGUUCAUCUUAAAUGAAGAGAACCACUUGGACCCCAACUCUAGAUCCUUCAUUGCCAUGGGUGUGGAGUGGGAGUACAGGAAUGAGGAUGAGAGGGAGACGCUGCAGACCAUAGGCCCACUCCACGGAACCAUCACCGUGCUGGUUAUUCCCGAAGGAGAUACUCGGAUCUCACUGACAUACAAAUACAUGAUCCAUGAGGACUCCCUCAACGUUGAUGACAACAAUGUCCUGGAAGAUGACUCUGUGCGCCACGAGUGGGCCCUGAAGAAGUGGUCUCCCUGCUCCAAGCCCUGCGGUGGAGGGUCCCAGUUCACUAAGUAUGGCUGCCGCCGGAGGCUGGACAGCAAGAUGGUGCACCGAGCUUUCUGCAGUGCCCUCGCCAAGCCCAAAGCCAUCCGCCGAGCUUGCAACCCUCAGGAGUGCUCCCAGCCUGUGUGGGUCACUGGUGAAUGGGAGCCUUGUACUCAGAGCUGUGGGCGAACUGGCAUGCAGGUACGCUCUGUCCGUUGUAUUCAACCUCUGCACAACAACACCACCCGCUCCGUGCACACCAAACAUUGCAACGACAACCGUCCUGAGAGCCGCCGGGCCUGCAACCGUGAGCUCUGCCCUGGGCGGUGGCGGGCUGGGUCCUGGUCCCAGUGUUCGGUAACCUGUGGCAACGGCACCCAGGAACGGCCAGUGCUCUGCCGCACUGCAGAUGAUAAUUUUGGUGUCUGCCGGGAGGAGCGGCCCGAGACGGCAAGGAUCUGCAGGCUUGCACCCUGUCCCCGAAACAGCUCAGAUCCUUCCAAGAAGAGCUACGUGGUUCAGUGGCUGUCCCGGCCUGAUCCUGAUUCGCCUAUCCAGAAGAUCUCGUCAAAGGACCAGUGCCAAGGCGACAAGUCAAUGUUCUGUAGGAUGGAGGUCUUGUCUCGCUAUUGCUCCAUCCCCAGCUACAACAAACUCUGCUGCAAGUCCUGCAACCCGCCCAGAAACCUCAGCAGCACAGAGGACGGAGGUGUGGAACCUCCACCCGGGAAGCACAAUGACAUCGAUGUGUUUAUGCCCACGCUCCCAGGGCCCACUGUAGCUACACAGGUGCAGCCUUCUCCAGGGCCUCCUUUGGAGGUCCCCCUCAAUGUUUCCAGCACUAACACCACUGAAGACCACCCAGAAACCAAUGCUGUGGAUGUCCCCUACAAAAUCCAUGGUGUGGACGAAGAGGUCCAGUCUCCCAACCUGAUCCCUCGACGGCCAAGCCCGUAUGUAAAGACAAGGAACCAAAGAAUCCAGGAGCUCAUUAAUGCAGUGCAGAGAAAAGAGAAGCCGGGAAAGUUCUAAUAAAAUAGAAAGAUUCGCAUCAACAGCUUUUCCCCUUGCUUAUGGAUAUAUUCCCUGGGAUAGCAAAUCCUGUGUUGUGGAAAAUGAAGUCAAAAACCCUGCUUUCAGGAAGGUGUGGAAAGCAUGGAAAUAGCACAAAAGCAUAUAUUGGGGUGGGAGGGGCCAUGUGACAAUCAGCCUAACAGUGUAUUUUCCAGGCUAGGGAUGACCUAACUCUUGCAGAGAUCUUAAGUGGAAAGUGAACAGGAAUAUUCAAGUUCCCUAGUUUCUUAUCAGUGAUGGGAGACCAAGGGGGAUGACUCCCAGAAAGAAAAGUUUUGCUCCAACUUACUAAGCAGUGGUUGAGAACCUUCCUUUCCUUGAUCAUGACCAGUCCCCAGACAACAGGAUGAGACCACUGGGGACUCCUAAGUGACAUAGUGUUUUAUUUAUAGAUCAAUUGCCAGGUUGAAUACAAGGAAGUGGAGGUCAUGAGUCAAAACAACCUGAGGGCCAGGCAGAUGAUGGGAUAGGUGCAGUAACCAGUAGUACAGGGCUCUGACCAAUCAGAGAAGAACACCCAUCUAGAGCUGCUGGUGGGUUUUGGCCAUAGGUGCCAGUGUGAUGGAUGUCUUCCCUACCAGCCUGGCCUUGUCAUAGGUUGCACUUCCAGAUAUCUGUGUUUCCUGUACACUUAAAAUCCUUUAAGUGGUGAGGGUGAGGUGACCUGGGAAUUUCAGGUUUAGCUCCACCUGGCUCCAACCACUGGUUUACAUUUUAAUUAUUAACUAAUUGGUGCAAUUUCAAAAUCUGGUGCUCAAAAAGUGUGCAGUGUUUUGAUCUCAGCUGAGUAGGGGCUGUGCAUCUAUCUAAUUCUUUCCAGGAAAUUGAUGAGACUCCUAUAAUGGGGGGUUUGAGGGCAGUUCUGAACAGGAGCCAUUGGGUCAAAGGCAGCAAGGACCACCUCGCUCCUCCCCACCUCACCCCGGCCUUACUUGCUGCCCUCCACCCCCCAGGCUGUGGUAGAAGAGCCAGUAUUCUUCUCUGGCUAGCCUGGGCUAAAGGACCCAGAUGGAAGCAUUUACUCUGCUGGGAUGACUCGACAUGUGGUCCAAGAAUCAGGACUCUCUCUUUCCUAGAGUCCCAGUACUGCCACCAUGGUGGUGAAGUGCCAGCCUGUGAGGCCUCAGGUUCAGAGGAUGGAUUUGCCUAUGGUUUGACCUUGGCCCUGCCCACCUCCAGUCUUUAGAUGUUCUAGCACCUGGCAAUAUGGUCUGCAAUCUGAGGUAUAGGGUGGGAGGUGGGAGCCCCACUUUACUUUUUUCAUUAGAUGCUUAGAUGACUUUUGUUUGGGGUAAAAUGGUGUUCCGUGAGCCUGAAGUAAACGGAAGGAAAAUGGAAGGGGGUGGAUGGGAGACUGGAGGGUGGUGAGCAUCACCUCUGAUUUGCUGGCAUUUUGUGAUCAUGUUACUCCAGUGCCCCCACAUGGUAAGACCUAAGGGCAUGUUAGUACCCUAGCUGGGCCCAGCCUGGCCAGAAUUCUGAGGCUCCUCUGUGUUCUUAUCAACUGUAGACCUAAGAUUCUUCUUCCUUACUGACAGCCAUCAGCCUUUCACAGAAUUAAGGAUGCUGAGACUUGGGUUGUUGCCAUUGUGGCUGCUCCUCUGUUGAGUUUCAAGGUGCUCUGCAUGCUUGUGUGAAUCUGCAUGUGUGUGUAGGGGGGGAGGUGUCUGUGUGAAUGGGGUAUAGAAAGAAGUCAGAGCAUAGAGACCAGUAGGACCAAUGUUUAAGAUGGUGCUUAAUCUUCCUCCCAGAAGGUAGCCAGACACCUCCUACCAUCCAUUCCUCUGCCCUGACUUCCCACACAAACUCCUAUACUGUUCCAACUCCCAAAGAAUCAAACUGAAAAAUAUCCUUUGACUAGCUCUCCUGGUAUGUGAUUGAAAACAGUUCUGUUCUCCUGCCUCCUUGUAAGCUGGGAAUGAUCCCAUGGCUGGCCCUCAUUUGUUGAAUCUAGGUCACCUGGAUUUACUCCUAGGCUGAAGAACUGAGUACUUCCUGUUUGAGUCUGUAGUGGAAUGUAGAGGAAUGUUCUAGACUAGUACUAGUUAGGAUGACUGAGUUUACCCAUUCUAAGGGAUGUGGGAUAGUAACACUCCAUUGUCAGAUCCCAGCAAAUCACAGGAUCCCCACAUGGGACAAGACAGAGCAAGACAGAGCCUCGAGGGAGAUGACUUCCUUGGUGCCUUGGGCCAUGGACCGCUAGGCCUCUCCAGAGCUAGAGGUUCUCAUACACCUCUGGCUAAGGAACAGUGUCCACUGAGCUCAGAGAAGCUAUCCAUGCCUGAGCAUGGGAUCGUUAGGAGGGUGCUUAGAAACAACCCUAAGCUUUUCAAGAGGCUCCGAUUUCUGAGGCGUUCCUGUAGCCCCAGAGGCAGGUAGGUGUCUUCUAUAAGUUUCCAGCACUAUGCUGUCACCCAGACUGUCCUGCAUCACCCAGAAAAAUCCGAGGCACCUGGGAGUUGUUUUUCAUUCCUAGGAAGAUCAGGCCGCGUUUGAAGAAGCUCCUUGGGAAACCCCAUGGGAUCCUGUAUAUAAGCUUCACAUAUGUAUUUUAAACGUUUUCUUUUUUUUGGUCUGUUUUAAGUAUAUAAAUGGUGCUCAAUACCAAUGUUGGUCUGAGGUAACAUUCUGACUCUAUUUACUCCUGUGUGACAGGUGGCCGCCAAAUGGAGCCAAACACGGUGCUCAACUUAAAUCACAAAAUUUUAUCUGACAACAGCCAUCGAUGCGGUUUUUUUUGUUCUGUAUAGCAAAAAUUGACUCCUUACUUUCAUAACUUAUUAAAGCAUCUGUGGUUUUGCAAAUCA